AAUAAAUCGUCUACGCUAUUUGUAAAAUUGGCGAUAACGAACAUUAUCAUAUGCCCUCAUGACAUCGCAAACUGGAAUUUAACAAUUAUUCCUGAUGUAAACACAACAAUCACCGACAGUGAUACUUGGGAUUCGAACGGUGUCGGUCUAUGUGACUCGAAAUACAUUGUGAAAGAUGAAUGUCAUAUGGAUUUUGGCAGUACUCACCACGGCAUAUGCUUUAGAUCAGACAGAAAUCUUACAAAAUAUAAGAAGAAUUACCAAGAAUCUGCUGACAUCGCCAUAUGACGAUGACGACACUACCCUGAACGAAAUUCGCUUUAUAUCAAACAAGACAUUAAAAAACGAAAUUAUUUGCAAAUCAUGUGAUAUAAUUAUGGACCAUAUAAUAAGCUACAGGCGAGCCGGAGCAAACAAAGGUUCUAUGAAAAAAUGCCUGAAAAAUUUAUGCGUCAAAUAUACAGAUUGGGGACUCAUAGCUUGCGAUGGAUACGUUGAAAUAGAAAUAGAUACAAUUUUGUUUAUAAUUGACAACAAGCGAAACUUAACGCCAGCAAGGAUUUGCGCGAUUCACCUGCAAACGAACAAAUGCGUCGAUCCAGAUGCUGACAAAUGGACAAUCAAUAUUCCACCAAUAAGUGACACUAUCGACGAUGAUGAAGUAACACACGUUAAUGAAUCAGAAGCUGAAGCUAGUGCACUUAAAAUCCUCCAUCUGACCGAUAUCCAUUACGAUCCUGACUACAAUCCGGGAAGUAACGCAGUAUGCGAUGAACCUUUAUGUUGCGUGUCAGGUACUCCGAACUCGACUGAAAACGCGGCAGGAUUUUGGGGAGAUUACCAUGUUUGCGAUAUGCCCUGGCAUUCUAUUUUGGAUUUAACGCACCGCAUUAGAAAUGAGAAAUAUGAUUUAGUGUACUUUACUGGAGAUAUAAUUAGUCAUCGAUCCUGGGUGACGAGCAAAGAAAAAAACACAGAAUCAAUCAAACUGAUUUAUAAAUUAUUCAACACAACUUUUCCAAACACCAAGGUGUAUCCAAUCCUUGGUAAUCAUGAGCCCCAUCCCACUGAUUUCUAUUCACCGGAAAGUCUCUCUCGUACAAAAAUAUCUACACAAUGGGUUUUCGAUUUGGUGGCUGAAGAAUGGGCUCACUGGUUGCCUAUUGAUACUAAACUAACGUUGCAACACGGAGGAUUUUAUACAGUUUUGGUCAAACCAGGAUUUAGAAUAAUAGGGAUAAAUAGCAACGUUUGUUUCAUUAGUAACUUGUGGUUAAUGUAUGAUGAUAGAGAUCCUAAUGAUCAGCUUCAAUGGCUAGUAAAUACAUUAUUGGUGGCAGAGAAAAAUAAGGAAAAAGUACAUCUUCUUUCACAUAUUCCUCCUGGUGAAUUGAACUGUCAUAUACAAUGGAGCAAUCAAUUUAAAAGAGUAAUUCAAAGAUUUUCAAGAACAAUUUCAGCUCAGUUUAAUGGUCAUACUCAUUUUGACGAAAUUCGAAUUUUUUAUGAUGAAACAAAAAAAGAUAAAGUGACAAACGUUGCUUUUAAUGGAGGAAGUUUUACAACGUUUGUUGGACUUAAUCCCAAUUACAGAGUCUAUUCAGUUAAUAAGGACAACCUAAGAGUAUUAGAUUAUGAUGAAUACACAUACAAUUUAACCGAGGCUAAUUUGUCAAGAAACACAGAACCGAGGUGGUUUAAAUUAUAUUCCUUUAAACAGGCGUAUGGUUUGAAUAGUAUGGACUAUAAUAGUAUGAACACGUUCGUUGAUAUAUUAAGAAGAAAUAUGGCCUCCUUAAAGGAAUAUUACAAGAAUUAUAUUCGAGAUAGUGAUGGGAUGGAAGAAUGUGAGGAGGAAUGUCUGAAAAAGGUAUUUUGCAGCAUCACUGCUGUUGAAACAAAAGAUGCAAUUGACUGCUGAAGAAUUUUAAAAUUUUGUCCUAUUGAUGUUAUUUAAUGUGUUUAAUGUAAUAAAUAAAUUUAGUUUAUUGAAA
Molecule: messenger RNA, 1994 nt
Organism: Aethina tumida (small hive beetle)
Lineage: Eukaryota; Metazoa; Arthropoda; Insecta; Coleoptera; Nitidulidae
Product: sphingomyelin phosphodiesterase
Exons: 10
Coding region: 176-1921 (581 amino acids)
Biological process (GO): sphingomyelin catabolic process; ceramide biosynthetic process
Cellular component (GO): lysosome
Molecular function (GO): acid sphingomyelin phosphodiesterase activity
Source: RefSeq, a predicted model, not a curated record